AUGGCAACUUAUUCCAACUUUGCCAAGAAAACCCUAAAGAGCACCACGACAAGUCGGACACGACUGAUCAACAAAAUGUUUGUUGACUGUUAGUGGGUCUUGGGGUUGCCGGUGUUACGCUGGUUGGCACCAGCUUCCGUUCCGGCAAAACUCCAAGACGGGCGCGCCAGGGCCCAUACACAGGACUCCCCGCCCCUUUCCCCCCCAGCUGCCGAGAUCCUCUGCCGGCCUUCGUAGAUCCCUGAAACGACUCAGGCCUCAGGGAUGGUCAACUAGCCCAAGGCUUCCUUAGGGAAGAUAAAAGGGCCUAGAGGAGAAUCGCUCCGAUCCAUUAGAGAAAUCUGGGAGAAGGCAUCCCCACUAGGAUCAAAGAGCUCCACCCUCUCGGUGAUUUCGCUUGAAAGCAGUAUCGCUCCGCCCCAUCUCUCAUAAUAGCCAAUCCCGUAUAGUAAGGCUUCUUGGGUCACGCUCCCCGGACGUACGUCAUCCUCACGGCCGUUACCCAGAGCCAGUAGUGCUUUGGCGCGCGCGAUUUCAAGUCGAUCUUGGGAAGGAACGGCACAGUACUUCAUGAGACCCAUUGGUCUGGACAAGGAAACUGAGAGUUAAAGUGGUACAAAGUGACCUGCCCAACUACUAAGUGGUAAAGCCAGAACCUAACUUCAAGUCCAGUGCUUUUUGCAUUAUCCAUGGUGAUUUGGACAAGGGACAAAUGCUUACAGUCACAAUGAGCAGCUCAGGGCUUGAGAAUGGUGGCCACUCCAACCGCAUCUCAUCCCCUGAAAGUGUGUUCCUGACCCCCCCAUCCAAACAGCCACCUUUGAAUAUUUCUGGCACCCCUGUCCUUGAAGACUUCCCUCAGAAUGAUGAUGAACGGGAGAGAAGGCAAAGACGGCGUUCUAGAGUUGUUGACCUACAGCUCAGUAGCACAGAUUCACCACAUUCAGUGGCAUCCCCUUCUAAUAGGAAAUUUGAAACUUCAUCAUUACUGGUUCCUAAAUUUACAAAUACACAAAUUGCAGAUCAUUAUUCCACGUGCAUCAAGUUGUCAACUGAAAAUAAAAUCACCACCAAGAAUGCUUUUGGUCUGCACUUGAUUGAUUUUAUGACUGAAAUUCUCCAAGAAAAAGACUCUGAACUGACCAACUUUAAGGUAGCUGCUGGCACCUUGGAUGCCAGCACCAAGAUCUAUGCUGUUCGAGUAGAUGCUGUCCAUGCUGAUGUGUACAGAGUGCUGGGUGGACUAGGCAAAAGUGCUCCUGCCGAGGGAGCAGAUACUCAGGAGGCAGAUGGAAGCACUGCUAUACCAGGGACCAUCAAAAAAGUUCAGAAACCUAAGAAGAAGCACCAGGGUAAAACUAUUGAACAGAAUAUAAACAAUCUCAAUGUCUCAGAGGCAGAUCGGAAAUAUGAGAUUGAUCCCAUGUUUCAGAAGACAGCUGCCUCAUUUGAUGAGUGUAGCACUGCUGGGGUAUUUCUCUCCAGUCUUCACUGUUCUGACUAUAGGAGUGAGCUCCUUUUUCAUUCUGAUGUCCGGCCUCUCUCUACUGCAGAGCCUCUCAAGUUCCCAGAUUUGGGGUCGGUAGAAGUGGCAGAUUUAAAAACUGCCCUGAUGCAGUGUGUGGAGGAGCGCCAGAUUUGUCCUUCCUUGGCCGAGUUCCAGUUUUCUAAGUGGGACAGUGACGCUCAUACUGAGUCUUUGUCGGUUCUGGUGGACAAGUUUAAGAAGAGUGAUCAGGUAUUUGAUGUUAAUUCUGAGAUUGAAGAUAGUGAUAGUGAGGACUGUGCUGAUAUGCCUCUUGAAGAUGAUUUUGAUGCAGAUAUGCAUGAUCAAACAGCAGGAGGAGAUCAUCAUGAAUUCAAAAGUUGCCAGAAGUCUUCUGAAUUUCAAAAUUCCAGGCAAGAAGUGAUUUCCCUUGGGGAUGGAGACAUUGGAACCAUGUGCCUCCAUUUAUCCAUGAAACCUGGAGAAUAUUCCUAUUUCAGUCCCAGAACCAUGUCUAUGUGGGCCGGGCCUGACCACUGGUGCUUCAAACCUCGUCGCAAACAAGACCCAACUUCUCAGGAAGAGAAGAAAAAGAAGACUACAAAGAAAGUAUAUGAAAUCAACUUUGAGGAAGAGAUUGAUUUUAAUACACAUUUCCGAAAAACUAGGGCUGCUACCACACUGGCCAAGUCAACUCUGGACAACCAGAGUAGGAGAGCCACCACCCUUCCUGCAGAUUUCCACUAUGAACUGGAGAACAUCGUCCAGCUGAACCUGAAACCAGGGAACAAGUUAAGGAAGGCAACCUCCCAGAGUGCUUCAUCAGAACAGGACGAUGAAAUCGAAGAGUAUGAUUACAACAAUCCUAAUGAUACCUCUGAAUUUUGCCCUGCGGUGCCGGCUGCUGACAGUGAUGAGGAUGAUGAUGGCGAUGGCCCUGAUGGAUUAUUUGUAGGAGCAAAUGGGACCCAAUUUGAUUUUACAAUUAAUCCCAACAUUGGAUUUGGAAAUUCACAGGAUAAUGAAAAUGAUGCUGAUGUAAAUGGAUUGGAUAAUCCAAUGUAUGGGGAGUUAAAAUUAGUAGCUGAGCCACAGAAGGUGAAUAAAAUUGAAAUUCAUUAUGCCAAGACUGCUAAAAAGAUGGACAUGAAAAGAUUAAAGCAGAGUAUGUGGAAUCUGCUGAUUGAUGGCCAGGAGAAAGAAGCAGUUGCAGAGAAUGAAACUGAGCCAAAAAAGAACUUGGACAUAGUGCCAGAUGAGAAGAUUUUCAGUGAUCUCACAAAGGACCUACUAAAGAACCUGCCCCCUCUGAUGGCUCAGAACCUUUCUGUACCUCUGGCAUUUGCCUGUCUCUUACAUUUAGCUAAUGAAAAGAAUUUGACAUUAAAAGUAGUGGAAGACCUUUCUGAUGUUCUUGUAAUGCAAGGAGAUUGAUUGUUCUCUGCAGAGAGAUCAGAAAAAGGCCAAUGUCUUCAAGUGCUAAAAGAAAGAGGAAGUCAUUCUCUCCUCUUGAUAGAUGGGGAUGUUAUGGACCACAUUUGGUGAGAACUUCUCAAUAAAUGACUGAGAUGUAAAUUUGGGUGGACCCAAACCCAGAUGCAAUGUUUCUUUCUUCUUUAUUGUGACAAUUGGUACCUUGAAACAUCUUUUGGGAUAGUGGGGACUAUCUGCCUUGCAUGUUUUUUUACAUUACCAUAUAGGAGAGAGUGGUCAGGGAGGGAGAAAAUGCUAUUUUGGGUUUUAAAACCUCGUGGCAAUUCUGUCUGGUCACUUCUAAGCUGGGCCACUCAUGAUUUUAUCAUCCACUAUAUGAUUUCCUACACAAAUUGCAAUUGAAAGUAUUCUUCAUUGUAUUUUUAUUUGAUAAAUUCUGUAUAUCAACUUUAAAAAAUUUUAGAUAUUCUCUCCCUAUAUAUAUAUAUAUAUAUAUUUGUAUAAAUAAUUUUAUGAAAUAAAAUUGCUAUUUAGAACCCUU
Molecule: messenger RNA, 3461 nt
Organism: Monodelphis domestica (gray short-tailed opossum)
Lineage: Eukaryota; Metazoa; Chordata; Mammalia; Didelphimorphia; Didelphidae
Gene: NCAPH
Product: non-SMC condensin I complex subunit H
Biological process (GO): mitotic chromosome condensation
Cellular component (GO): condensin complex
Molecular function (GO): chromatin binding
Source: RefSeq, a predicted model, not a curated record